GGUCGCGUGAGUCGUGACGAUCGAUCGUGUUCGAUUCGUUCAUAUUUCGAAUUUCGCGUUCGCAAUUCCGAAUAACGCGUUCGUAAUUUUUAUGCGAUUAUUUUUAAAAGGUAAUAGCAAAUGAUAUCUAAACUACAUAGAACUUUGAUGGUGGUCUGAUAAUAUAUCUGCGAGUUACGUGUGCUAGUGAUUGCAUACUGUAUACUGUAUAGUGACUGGAACUGCAAAGUGAAGUACUCCGAUGAGCAAAAUGGAUCACUUCUUCCGACGAAGGAUCAGCGUGCCUAAGAGGACGAGCGAGUUGGUAGCGUUAGUGGCGGUCUCCUGUACUCUGUUCCUGUUCCUUCACACGCGGGACCUAAGCACCAAGCUGCAGAAGAUACAGGGGAAGCUCAACGAUGACGUCACAGCUUUCAACCACCUCACUGACAGAGUGGCGACGGACCGCACGGAGCACGCGUACGCGUCGGCGCAGGAGUACAAGGAGGCGCUGGAGGCCAUCAGGAGACUCUCAGGAGCUGAGCUGAACAAACCCCGUCGCACACUAGAGGCGAGGCUGAGCCAGUCCCAGGAGGUAGACCAGGUGGAGGAGUACCUUCCUGAGCCCUGGGAGUUGAACAACACCGCCAAAGCUGAUGUGGAGCUGCUCUUCUUCAACCGAGUCCCAAAGGUCGGCAGCCAGACCUUCAUGGAGCUGCUGAGAAGGCUGGCGAUUAAAAAUCAGUUUGGUUUCAACCGUGAUGCCGUGCAGCGUGUAGAGACGAUUCGACUGGCUCCAGCUGACCAGCAGGUGUUGGUGAGCGUGGUCUCCGCGCAUACUCCACCUGGAUCCUAUAUCAAACACGUCUGCUAUACUAACUUUACCAGGUUCGGAUACCCGUCCCCGAUCUACGUGAACGUGGUCCGGGACCCCGUGGAGCGCGUCAUCUCGUGGUACUACUACGUGCGCGCGCCGUGGUACUACGUGGAGAGGAAGCGGGCCUUCCCCGACCUGCCGCUGCCGGAUCCCGCUUGGUUGAAGAAGGACUUCGAGACGUGCGUGCUGAGCGGCGACCGCGAGUGCCGGUACAUCGAGGGGGAGACGCACGAGGGCAUCGGCGACCAUCGCCGACAGACGCUGUUCUUCUGCGGACACGAGCCGCAGUGCACGCCCUUCAACAGCUUAGAAGCGCUGCAGCGCGCCAAGCGCGUGGUGGAGCAGCAGUACGCGGUGGUGGGUGUGCUGGAGGACAUCAACUCCACGCUUACCGCCUUCGAGCGCUACGUGCCCCGCUUCUUCCAGGGAGCGCUCAAGUUGUAUUGGGAGGAACUAAACACGUUCAACAGAAUAAACCGGAACGCCUUCAAACCGCCCGUGUCCGAGGCGGUGAAACAGAUCGUCCGAGCCAACUUCACCAGGGAGAUCGAGUUCUACGAGUUCUGCAAACAACGACUCCACCUGCAGCUCAAGGCUUUGAGGGAUUCCUCCGUCACCAUCCCAGCUACAUCCAGCUUGGGCAAUAGAAUAUCAAACUACGAUAGGCUGUAAGUUUGUAAAGCAAACUGCGCGUCCACCGCAUCGUAAUCGGAGCGUAAGCAGGGGACGGAUUUGUUGCUUGAUUUUUAUGGCACUGCAUGCACUGGAACAUGACACUCCGAUCCCGACACGGUGAACGCGCAGCUUUAGGGUUGACUGUUGAGUUUCAUGACAGCUGGUUUAUAAAGCGCUUAGGCGCUAACUUUACUCCAUUCUCUUUUUU
Molecule: messenger RNA, 1739 nt
Organism: Aricia agestis (brown argus)
Lineage: Eukaryota; Metazoa; Arthropoda; Insecta; Lepidoptera; Lycaenidae
Gene: pip
Product: heparan sulfate 2-O-sulfotransferase pipe
Exons: 10
Coding region: 242-1528 (428 amino acids)
Cellular component (GO): membrane
Molecular function (GO): sulfotransferase activity
Source: RefSeq, a predicted model, not a curated record